AUGGCAACCCUACCGAAUGGGAAUGACCAGCUGCAAGAGGAGAAACAGCACCAACAGGAACUGCGGCAGGUGGGGUAUGAAGCCCAUGGGGAGGAGAAUCAGCAGCAGCAGGAGGCAGAGGGAGAGGGAGAGGGGAAUUGCGGCGCACCCGUGGAUGUCGACCCAGAUGCAGAGCAAAGCCCUUGCCAUGAAGGCGGUGCCGGUGGCGACAGUGACGGGGCUUCUCCCGUCGUGGAGGCGCAUGCUGCAGUGCACUCGUCCACAGGUGACAAUAGCAUCGAGAAGUGUUUGCUCGCUGUCAUCCGUGACGGCGCGUUUGGAAACGCAUUUACUCUUAUUCGCGAUGUGACGCUUCAGCAAGAGGUAACAUCGCGAGCCAUUGUGGAGCUUAAGGCCGAGCUGGGACGGACGGAGGAGGAUAUGCGGCAAAUGGACGAGGUGUUUAAGAAGGUAGGGUUUUACGUGCAGAAGCUCAGCGUGAUGCGAAGUAACAUGGAGGUGCUUGACGCAAACAUGGCCAAGACGAAGCGCCUGGCGUGGGGAAUCCGCGAGCGGCUGCAGAAGACAGGCGAGUGGGGCUCCGAGUAA
Trypanosoma grayi is the source of this 588-nucleotide messenger RNA. RefSeq lists its product as hypothetical. NCBI's taxonomy places the organism in Eukaryota, Euglenozoa, Kinetoplastea, Trypanosomatida, Trypanosomatidae. The record is from RefSeq and is a predicted model, not a curated record. The transcript has a single exon. The coding region runs from base 1 to 588 and encodes 195 amino acids.